Molecule: messenger RNA, 2856 nt
Organism: Xenia sp. Carnegie-2017
Lineage: Eukaryota; Metazoa; Cnidaria; Anthozoa; Malacalcyonacea; Xeniidae
Exons: 16
Coding region: 1183-2706 (507 amino acids)
Biological process (GO): Rho protein signal transduction
Cellular component (GO): cell surface; plasma membrane
Molecular function (GO): coreceptor activity; nerve growth factor binding; death receptor activity
Source: RefSeq, a predicted model, not a curated record
AUACGUUCAAAUAUAUAUUUCAGAUUAUAUAUCAAAUUGAAGUAAGUUAUUUGUGUUUACAAGAUAGAAAGAAGAGAUAUGAAGGCUUGUUUGCCUUUUGUGUUCAUUAACACUGUUUUGGCAAAACAGAUUUGUAAUUUGACAUUACAACAUUCUGUAAUUGAUAAAUCAUCUGACCCAGGCAAAGUGUUGACUUGUGUUCCAUGUGCUGUCUGUGGUGCUGGGUCAGAGCCAAAGAUUAAAUGUGGAAUUACGAUAGAUGUCAAUCAAACUAUUGGUGAUUGUGAAGCUUGCCGAGGAAAUACUUUUUCACCAUCAAAAGAUGUCAACGAAUGUCAGUCGUGUGACAGGAAUGCAUCAUAUAUUGUAAAUGGAGAUAAAACUGCAUGUCUCCUGGUCAAUACUAACCUAAAUAGUACCAUUGCUCCACCCGUGAAGUCUAAACGACAAAAUGAAAAAACCUUGAUUUAUGUUGGAAUUGUUAUUGGUGUUCUUUGUCUCAUUGGCAUUGCUGUGCUUAUUCUUUAUGUCACAAUCCGUUAUUUUAGAAGACAAGAACAACAACAAGUCAUUUUUUCCAAUUCAUCAAACAAUAUACAUUGUCAAGAGGAAGCCAAAGAUGCAGGAACGGAAAUCGACAGACAAGAAUCAUGUUAUGAUUACACCAAAGUGUAAGGUGUAAAAACAUAAAAAAAUCAUGAUCAAAAGAUACACUACGUUCAUUUUUGACGAGCAAAUUGAAGAUGAAGAUAAUUUGACGAAGGAUCUUGAUUUGUUCAAGACGAACUUUUCAUUUUUAUUUAUUAGUUAUUGCACUACAACCUUUCAGGUGCCAAAUAGUAAAUAAUCAUCCUCACCUUUUUAGAAAAUAUUAUCACUUUAGAAAAAUAUCAUCAAAGUGUGUAGAAUGAGAAUUUACAUUGUAAAAUGAUCAUGACUGUAUGUAUUUCGAAUAUUGUCCAUUAGAUAUGUUUUUAUUUUAACCAUAUAUUUGUCAGAAACACUAGAAUUUCUAUUUUCUAUGGUCUUUUUUUAUAAUUAUUCAUUGUUCAAUUUAUACUUUACCUGAGGAAUUCCCAAAGAAACAGAAAAAUGCAAGUCAUGGUGUCGUCAUAUUUCAGUUGAUUAUUAUAAAUCACUGUAAUGGAACAAUAAGCUUUAUUCUCCUUCUUUUGCAUAAAAAUGUACAUAUAUUGGUAUGUUUGGAUCAGUGUAUUCUUCCUCACGGUAAAUUUUGUGUCAAUUUUCUCAGCUCCUGUGAAUCUCAGUGAGUGCAAGAAAAAUGAGUUUGGAAUUGUCAGCAAAAAUGGGAAAUUAACAUGUAGAAACUGCUCAUACUUGCCUAAAUGUCCAAAAGGUCAAGGUUUGAGUAUUGAUUGUGGUGACCUAGUGCCUUCCUCGACACGCAUUCAGUGUUUAAAAUGUAUUCCUGGAGAAACGUAUUCUGAAAAUUAUGACAGAAAAUCUUGUCGUCCAUGCAAAAGUGUUGAUUGUCAUUUAAACGAGAAAAUUAAUGGCAAAUGUGAGAUGAAUAGAGACACAUCAAGUUGUGGUGGAGUCUGUAAAACAGGAUAUUAUCCUGAAAAAAUAAAUUCCUUGGACAAUUGUAAACCAUGUUCAUUAUGUCCAGAUAGUCACACAACACGGAUAAAAAAAUGUGAAAAUGAUGGUGAACCUUGGGACAGACAAUGUCAUGUAAGGGUUAAUGGCACCAUUCAUCGCUUUCAGAAUCAUCCAGAAAUGAGGAAGAAGGGUUGUUUCAUGUUCUAUUGUAAUCUUGGCUGGUUUGUUUCAACACUAGCGCUUAUUGUGGUUGGCUUUGUUUGCAUUCUCAUAAUCAUUCAUAAGAGAUGCCGGAUGCCUCGUAAAAAUAAUUUUCCUGUGGUAGUCACUGGUUUUGGAGAGCCAGAUGUAGAAGGUAGACCCUCACCUGCUAUUGGUCUGAAUUCUAUGUCAGAUUCCCCUGACAGUAUAUCAAACAAUAAUGCUAAAGAUAUUCAAGUACAAGUGUAUCCUCAAAGUAAGAUGACACCAACUCAAAAUUCAGAUCAAAAAGAUAUGUCAUCUACAGGUUGUAGGAAAAGUAGUGCUUCAAGAAAAGUAAGUAACACCUCUGUGUUGCCUGGAGUUCCAGAACGAGAACCUGUCAAUUUGACUUCUGGUGACACCUCUUCAUCCAUGGGUCAGACAAGAAAUACAAAAUUGACAAGACAACAUUCCUAUCCAACAACACAUGAUGAAGGAAAAGAGCCAAAAUCUACGCGAAGAUUUAGUUUUGACUUUGCUCAAAGAAGAACUCGAAAAGAAAGUAAAGCCUCCGAAGACAGUGUACCUUUGAUAAAUGAAUUUGAUGAGAAGCAUCGUGAGGAACACCAUGAUCAGUCAUAUUUAAAUCUAAAUACAUUAUCUCGCAGAUUAUCAAUCAACCAAUUAAACUGUGAGGCUUAUCGCAAGCUAUGUAAUAAACUAAACGAUGAUAUGGGAAACAAAGACUGGAGAACAUUAGCAGGUAAUAUAGGAUAUUCAGCUGGUGAGGUUAGAGACUUCUCAAGAGAAAAGAGUCCUGCUGAUGCAUUGCUGCAAAGCUGGAAGACGACAAGCCAUGAACAUGAUAUUCCCGCUUUGAUAGAAUUAUUGAAGAAAAUGGAAAGAAAUGAUCUUGUGAAAUUACUUGAGUCACAACCAGAUAAACCAUCAGUAACUUGAAAUAUCAGUAAACAUUCAUAAUUCACUUAAAUAAUAUAUACAUGAACAAUUUAUAGCAUUAGGUGUUAAAUUAUACAACCAUUUUUAAUAAGUUUAGCAUUGACUGUCUAUCAUCUAGCAAUACAAUCAUUCAUUGCUUAGGUCUAUAAA